AUGUCUGCCGAACUCGCUGUUGUUUACGCCGCUCUCAUCCUUGAGGAUGACAACAUUGAAAUUACCGCUGACAAGCUCCAAGCUCUUGUCUCUGCUGCUGGUGUUGAAGUUGAACCCAUCUGGUUCUCUCUUUACGCUAAGGCUCUCGCCGGUCAAGACCUCAAGGCCCUUCUCUUGAACGUUGGUGCUCCUGGUGCCGCUUCUGCUGGUGCUGCUGGUGCCGUUGCUGGUGCCGGUGCUGCUGCUGAUGCUCCUGUUGAGGAAGAAAAGGCUGAAGAGAAGGAAGAGUCCGACGAAGAUAUGGGUUUCGGUCUUUUUGAUUAA
Molecule: messenger RNA, 324 nt
Organism: Cokeromyces recurvatus
Lineage: Eukaryota; Fungi; Mucoromycota; Mucoromycetes; Mucorales; Mucoraceae
Product: 60s acidic ribosomal protein-domain-containing protein
Exons: 3
Coding region: 1-324 (107 amino acids)
Biological process (GO): cytoplasmic translation; translational elongation
Cellular component (GO): cytosolic large ribosomal subunit; ribosome
Molecular function (GO): ribonucleoprotein complex binding; protein kinase activator activity; structural constituent of ribosome
Source: RefSeq, a predicted model, not a curated record